Malaya genurostris is the source of this 1264-nucleotide messenger RNA. RefSeq names its product zinc finger protein 570-like. Bases 97 to 1191 code for a protein of 364 amino acids. The record is from RefSeq and is a predicted model, not a curated record. Gene Ontology annotation, cellular component: nucleus. Gene Ontology annotation, molecular function: DNA-binding transcription factor activity; zinc ion binding; RNA polymerase II cis-regulatory region sequence-specific DNA binding. The transcript is spliced from 2 exons. Lineage: Eukaryota; Metazoa; Arthropoda; Insecta; Diptera; Culicidae. Gene Ontology annotation, biological process: regulation of transcription by RNA polymerase II.
GACAAGGCGAAAGAAAAUAGCAUAGUUUUAUGUAUUGUGCAACAUACAAGACUGAACUCCGUAUUUCGAUCAACAAUAUUUUAGAACAUUAUUAAAAUGAAUGAGCUAAGAAUAUUAAAUCGGUUCGAUUUACUUUGUCGCUUCUGUUUAUCGGAAGAGAAGUGCGUUUUUAUUUUUUCGGAUAAAUUUGAACUAAAUCCUAGGCUUAAAAAAUGCCUGGAUGUUUUGCUAUCAAAAAUUGAUGAAAAUGAUGGAUAUCCCAAUAAAAUUUGUGAGAACUGUAUUUGUUGUAUUGAACAGUUUGUAGACUUUGAAAAUACUUGUGUUAAAUCAUAUGAUCUUCUGGAAACAGUGAAAUAUUCAAUAACGAUUGAAACAGAAACGGAAUCUAUACAACAUGAUGGAGAAACUGAAUCUACAACAUACGCAGACGUUCAAGAAUCAACCCUAGAAGGCUUUCCGAACAUUGUAAUUAAGAUGAAUCAAAACGAAUUUUCCUCCGAUGAUACGAAUAAUGAGCAUUUAGAAGAGAAAGAAAAGUUUGACGACUUAACCGUUGAUAUCAAUGAUUCACAGGAUGCCGUAGAAAAAGAAGUGGUCGAGGAUACAUCUUAUAGUAUAUCAAUCGAGCAACAACAGCUAAUGGAUGCAGCAAUCGUAGCACUACCAUGCGGGUUUGUAGAAAGAGGCAACCGGAGAAUACCUUUAAUGGAAUGUAUGUAUUGUAAAAAUGUAUAUAGGGGUAGAAAUACUCUUAAGAAACAUCUGCGGAUACAUUUAAAGAUAAAAGAUUAUAGAUGUACACACUGUCCUCGCACUUUCACUGAUCGAAGUUCUCUUCGCAUCCAUCAAGGUCGACAUCUAGGCAAAACAUUUGAAUGUUCCUAUUGUAGUAAAACGUACUUUAGUCAAAAUGAAUUGCGCCAACAUUUAACGAUGCAACAUUUGGAAAGAAAGUACUCCUGUGAUAUAUGCGAACGAAAAUUUCCGUCAAGCACCAUUUUAAACGAUCAUAAGCGGGUUCAUUUACCAGACCGACCGUUUAUAUGCCAGCAGUGUGGAGCUGGAUUCAAGAGAAAUCGCAAUCUAAUAAGACACGAACAACUGCAUCAAAAAGAAAUAGAAAAGUCAAAACAAAAAAAUAAAUGCAUUGUAAUUGUUUCAACUAAGACAAAAAAAAUCCGGAAGUAAAUGAUUCUAUUGCUACUGUUCGACAUAGUCGACAGUAAUGUAAGAACAAUUGAAAGAAAGGUAAUGAAAUAAA